Messenger RNA from Sparassis crispa, 1461 nucleotides. RefSeq lists its product as hypothetical. The record is from RefSeq and is a predicted model, not a curated record. Lineage: Eukaryota; Fungi; Basidiomycota; Agaricomycetes; Polyporales; Sparassidaceae. Bases 1 to 1461 code for a protein of 486 amino acids. The transcript is spliced from 4 exons.
AUGAACCUCGACGGCCUCCAGGAUGCGAACAGCGACAACACCGAGUGCACAGAGUACGCGCAAUGUCCUGGGCCAGUCUAUUCGCACAACGUGUUCCCCUCUGAACCUGACGCCCUCGGUGUUGCUAUGGAGACGGAGACACCGGCGGACAGGGCAAGCAAGGAGGAUCUCCAACGCCGCAGUGCAGCACGGGAAUACCAGGCCAUGGACAAUGCAAAUGCACACGGCUUCGAGCGCACAGAUAUCGCGCAGCAUCCAUGGCCCGUGUUUUCGUACGACACGCUCCCUUGCGAGUCGAAUGUCCCCACCGAUGCCAUGGAGAAUCACGGUCGAGACAAUGGUGGACAGGACAAUUUCAUCGACAACUCAGUCUACAGUAUUGAGAAUAUGCACGUCGACCGCGCGGACGGCCCCCCUUCAUUGAUCGACACGUGCCCAACAGCAUUCGUUUUUCUCUCACAUCUGGACCUCGUGGAUAUCCUGGCGACACCACCCCUAUCACGUUCCCCAUCCCCCAAGUACACACCAUCAUCACCCGUCUACAUUCCCUCGUCACCGGUCCUCUCGUCACCCCCGUCACCUCCGUCAUCCGUGUGCGCAUGCACACGCGAGGCCGACUGCCAUGCGGUGCGAGCAUGCAAUCACCCACUUCCGCUUCCUCAUUCCACUCUCUCUGUCACCCAUGAUCCCGACACUCGUAUCUGCAGGCCAAUGCACCCGCCCGGCUCCCAUGCACGCUGCACAUCUCCAGACUCGUACGAUGGCGACAAUGACUUACCAGGUUUAGUAAGUGUCUCGCGCGGUAAUGACAGUAGCGACAGCGAAUCGGACAUGGACCUCGAGGAUGACACGGACGACGACGAUAACCAUUUACAGUCGGAAUGCGAGCGCGAGGAUUUGAUGCGCGAGCGCGUCGAGGAAAUUCUCAUCAAGGCCAUGCGCGAUGUCACUGAAGAAGUCAUUGAAUAUCCCGCUCUCCUGUUCCCCCCUUAUGAACCUCCUACCUAUCUCACCACCAUCUCUUCUGAUCCGCACAUCAUUGCUGGAGACUUCGAUUGCCCACGUCCCCAGAUUGAGCUCCAGAAUCUCUUUGUUGCACUCAUCCCUGAUGAAAAACCCUUUUAUCUCGAGUAUAGCAAGGCGACUCACUACCUACUUUCUCCGGAGCCUGCUCUCUCCAACGAUGUGUACUUUGACUUGAACAACUGGGCAGUCGUACACCUGGUCAUUGGACCAUUCUUUUUGGGAACAAUCGACAAGAUUUUGGGUGAAGGAAAGGUUCAGAUUGGAGGGUGGAUGAUGUCGAAGACGGUCAGAAAAGAGGAGUAUAGAAUGAUGGUCUUUGAGCCCGUCACGGUGACUAUUGACGUUACCUACCUCAACAUCCCCUUCCUUGAAUGCUUUGCCUGUCGUCGCUCACCACGCGUCGGUCACUACUUGAUGGCAAAACUCCAAGUGUGA